Molecule: messenger RNA, 1014 nt
Organism: Equus quagga
Lineage: Eukaryota; Metazoa; Chordata; Mammalia; Perissodactyla; Equidae
Gene: OXGR1
Product: oxoglutarate receptor 1
Exons: 1
Coding region: 1-1014 (337 amino acids)
Biological process (GO): G protein-coupled receptor signaling pathway
Cellular component (GO): plasma membrane
Molecular function (GO): G protein-coupled receptor activity
Source: RefSeq, a predicted model, not a curated record
AUGAAUGAGCCACUAGACGAUUUUGCAAAUGCUUCUCAUUUCCCCAAUUAUGCAGCUGCUUUUGGAAACUGCACUGAUGAAAAAAUCCCACUCAAGAGGCACUACUUCCCUGUUAUUUACAGCAUCGUCUUCCUGGUGGGCUUUCCAGGGAACGCUGUAGCAAUUUCCACUUACAUUUUCAAAAUGCGGCCCUGGAAAAGCAGCACCAUCAUCAUGCUGAACCUGGCCUGCACAGACCUGCUGUAUCUAACCAGCCUUCCUUUCCUGAUUCACUACUACGCCAGUGGCGAGAACUGGAUCUUUGGGGAUUUCAUGUGCAAGUUUAUCCACUUCGGCUUCCAUUUCAACCUGUACAGCAGCAUCCUCUUCCUCACCUGUUUCAGCAUCUUCCGCUACUUUGUCAUCAUUCACCCGAUGAGCUGCUUUUCCAUUCACAAAACUCGGUGGGCCGUGGUGGCCUGUGCUGUGGUGUGGAUCAUUUCGCUAGCGGUCGUCGUUCCCAUGACCUUCCUGAUCACGUCAACCACCAGGGCCAAUAGAUCUGCCUGCCUUGACCUCACCAAUUCGGAUGACCUCACUACUGUCAAAUGGUACAAUCUAAUUUUGACUGCAACCACUUUCUGCCUCCCCCUGCUGAUCGUGACACUUUGCUAUACAAUGAUUAUCUACACCCUCACCCAGGGACCUCGGACUCACAAUUGCCUUAAGCAGAAAGCUCGGAGGCUCACCAUUCUGCUGCUCCUCGUGUUUUAUAUCUGCUUUUUACCCUUCCACAUUUUGAGAGUCAUUCGCAUUGAAUCUCGCCUGCUUUCCAUCAGCUGCUCCAUAGAGAAUCAGAUCCAUGGAGCUUACAUUGUUUCUAGACCAUUAACUGCCCUGAACACCUUCGGGAACCUGUUGCUGUAUAUGGUGGUCAGCAACAACUUUCAGCAGGCCAUGUGCUCCAUGGUGAGAUGCAAAGCGAGGAGGAACUCAGAGGAAGCAAAGAAAAUCGGUCACUCAAACAACCCUUGA